Rotaria sp. Silwood1 is the source of this 619-nucleotide messenger RNA. The record is from the annotation of a GenBank genome assembly. Lineage: Eukaryota; Metazoa; Rotifera; Eurotatoria; Philodinida; Philodinidae.
AUGCUUGUUCCACCAAUUCUUCGUCAGGCUAUUCUUGAUGCGAAACCAUUACCAGCUGAACAUGGUGAACAUUUUCUUGUUUAUCAAAGUAGUUUUCCGGAUGACUUAGCACGUGCCAAAGGUGUCAUUGCCAAUGGUGGACUUUCGCUUAUGAACGAAGCAGUAAGCUUACAGCGACCAUUUUUCAGUGUAUCAGUCGAGAAUCAAUAUGAGCAAGUGCUUAAUGCAUCGUAUUUGGAGGGUGUGGGUGGGUGCGGGUGUGGGUGUGGGUGCGGGUGUGGGUGUGGGUGUGGGUGUGGGUGUGGGUGUGGGUGUGGGUGUGGGUGUGACUGUGGGUGUGGGUGCGGGUGUGGGUGCGAGUGUGGGUGUGGGUGUGGGUGUGGGUGUGGGUGUGGGUGUGGGUGCGGGUGUGGGUGCGGGUGUGGGUGUGGGUGUGGGUGUGGGUGUGGGUGUGGGGUGUGGGUGCACAAAAGAUUCGUCUACACCCACCCCCACCCCCACCCACCCACACUCACACCCACACCCACACCACGCCCAGCCAGACCCAGACCCACACCCACACCACACCCAUCCACGCCCACACCCACACCCACCCACACCUGCCCACACCCACACCCAC